GAUAUUGGCUGGAGGGAGGGCAGUGUCGGCCUCCGCCCCCUGUCGCGCUGGGCCGGCUCAGUGGGGACCCAGCUGUGUGCACCUCAGGCGCGUAAGCUACGGGCGGCCAAGUCCAGCCGGUCUCUCCCACAGCUGAGGGCCGAAACAGGCCGGCCAGUGAGUCAGACUUUCUGUUUGGGUGUUUUCCAUGCUUCAUCAUGUUGAGGGCUAAGACUCGGCUUUUCAUGUGUUCACCUCAUCACCUGAAGCAGCUAAAAGAAUCAUCAGACUCCAGGCUUAUAUGGCAGCGACUUCUGCACCAGCAACUGCCUCUUCACCCAGAAUGGGCUGCUCUGGCUAAAAAGCAGCUGAAAGGCAAAAACCCAGAAGACCUAAUAUGGCACACUCCAGAAGGGCUCUCCAUAAAGCCCUUAUAUUCCAGUAGGGAUACCAAGGACUUGCCUGAAGAACUUCCAGGAGUGAAGCCGUUCACGCGGGGACCAUAUCCUACCAUGUACACCUUUAGGCCCUGGACCAUCCGUCAGUAUGCUGGUUUUAGUACUGUGGAAGAGAGCAAUAAGUUCUAUAAGGACAAUAUUAAAGCUGGUCAACAGGGAUUAUCCGUUGCCUUUGAUCUGGCAACACAUCGUGGCUAUGAUUCAGACAACCCUCGAGUUCGUGGUGAUGUUGGAAUGGCUGGAGUUGCUAUUGACACUGUGGAAGAUACUAAAAUUCUCUUUGAUGAAAUUCCUUUAGAAAAAAUGUCAGUUUCCAUGACCAUGAAUGGAGCAGUUAUUCCAAUCCUUGCAAAUUUUAUAGUAACUGGAGAAGAGCAAGGCGUACCUAAAGAACAACUUACUGGUACAAUCCAAAAUGAUAUACUAAAGGAGUUUAUGGUCAGAAAUACUUACAUUUUUCCUCCAGAACCAUCCAUGAAAAUUAUUGCAGACAUUUUCCAGUAUACAGCAAAGCACAUGCCAAAAUUUAAUUCAAUUUCAAUUAGUGGUUACCAUAUGCAAGAGGCAGGGGCUGAUGCCAUUCUGGAACUCGCCUAUACUAUAGCAGAUGGACUGGAGUAUUGUAGAACUGGACUCCAAGCAGGCCUGACAAUUGAUGAGUUUGCACCAAGGUUGUCUUUCUUCUGGGGAAUUGGGAUGAACUUCUAUAUGGAAAUUGCAAAAAUGAGAGCUGGGAGAAAACUCUGGUCUCACUUAAUAGAGAAAAUGUUUCAGCCUAAAAACUCUAAAUCUCUUCUUCUGAGAGCACAUUGUCAGACAUCAGGAUGGUCACUUACUGAGCAGGAUCCUUACAAUAACAUUAUUCGUACCACAGUGGAAGCAAUGGCAGCAGUGUUUGGAGGGACUCAGUCUUUGCACACAAAUUCUUUUGAUGAAGCCUUGGGUUUGCCAACGGUGAAAAGUGCUCGAAUUGCCAGGAACACACAAAUCAUCAUUCAGGAAGAAUCUGGGAUUCCCAAAGUGGCUGAUCCUUGGGGAGGUUCAUAUAUGAUGGAGUCACUUACAAAUGAUGUUUGUGAUGCUGCCUUGAAGCUCAUUAAUGAAAUUGAAGAGCUGGGUGGGAUGGCCAAAGCUGUAGCAGAGGGAAUACCUAAACUUCAAAUUGAACAAUGUGCUGCCCGAAAACAAGCUAGAAUAGACUCUGGUUCUGAGGUAAUUGUUGGAGUAAAUAAGUACCAGUUGGAAAAAGAAGAAUCUGUGGAUGUUCUCGCUAUUGACAAUACUUCAGUGCGUAACAAGCAGAUUGAAAAACUUAAGAAGGUUAAAUCCAGCAGGGAUCAAGCUGUGGCUGCGAGGUGUCUCACUGCCCUGACUGAGUGUGCUGCCAGUGGCGAUGGGAAUAUUCUGGCUCUCGCAGUGGAUGCAGCUCGUGCAAGAUGUACAGUUGGAGAAAUCACAGAUGCCAUGAAAAAGAUAUUUGGUGAACAUAAAGCUAGUGAUCGUAUGGUGAGUGGAGCCUAUCGCCAGGAAUUUGGAGAAAGUAAAGAGAUAUCAUUUGCUAUUAAGAGGGUUAAUAAAUUCAUGGAACAUGAAGGUCGUAGACCUCGCCUUCUUGUGGCAAAAAUGGGACAAGAUGGACAUGAUAGAGGAGCAAAAGUUAUUGCUACAGGAUUUGCUGAUCUUGGUUUUGAUGUGGACAUAGGUCCUCUUUUUCAGACUCCCCGGGAAGUGGCCCAGCAGGCUGUAGAUGCAGAUGUGCAUGCGGUGGGUGUAAGCACACUUGCUGCUGGUCAUAAAACCCUGGUUCCUGAGCUCAUCAAAGAACUUAACUCUCUGGGACGGCCAGACAUUCUUGUCAUGUGUGGAGGGGUGAUACCACCACAGGAUUAUGAAUUUCUGUUUGAAGUUGGUGUUUCCAAUGUAUUUGGUCCUGGGACUCGAAUUCCAAAGGCUGCCGUUCAAGUGCUUGAUGAUAUUGAGAAGUGUUUGGAAAAGAAGCAGCAAUCUAUGUAACAUCCUGUUUUUGUUUUAGCUUUUUUCUAAAGUACUCUUCCAAUGAUGAUCAAAAAAGAGAGGGAAGCCAUGUUUUCAAUUUAAUUCAACACCUGAUACAUGCUUUCUUGAAAGCUUUACAUUAAAAAUACCUGACUUAAAAGCAUAUUGGCAUGCUUUUGAAUAUUAAAAGCAUAUUGGCAUGUAAGAAUGUAUGUGCAGCUUCACUUUAGAAGUUAAAAAGAAAUUAUCCUUAAAAACUCUCUCUAACACAUACUUUAUCAGAAACUCUAGAUAAAGGUAUUUAAAAAAUCAUCAUGUUUAUUUGAAGUAUUUCUUAUAAAUCUAUUUACUUUCUAUUUAAAAAAUUAAACUUUACCUAAAAAAAAGUCUGACUAGUCCCAUUCUUCAAUGUAGCACUAUAUUGACUUGACCACCAGAAAAUGAAAUCCAUAUAUGAAAAAAAUAAUUAAAGUAUCUUGGAUAAAAUAGUGAGAGAGUAUAUAUGUUGUGGUUGUAGUCCUCAGAAUUACCUUAAUAAGAGUAUUAAAUCAGAUCUGAAGGUUGUAAUAGUAGAGAAAUGGCCGAAUAUUACUUCAGGUCUGACUUUACUUUCUUUUUGGGCAUGAACAUGUGGCCUUGUUAUUGCUGGGCUUGGCUCUAGCCCCAGGAGGGUGAACAUUUAUGAAUAUUCCAUAAAAUGCUUAAGUUGUCAAUAUGACUUCCUCCAAAAUGAUGAUGGAAGCAGGGGGUAUAUGUGUCUGGAAAAGUUAGUAAUUCAGUCUAGGUCUGAAGGCCUGAGGAACAGGGAAAUCCAUGGUGUAAAUCCCAAUUCAGAGGUCAGAGAGGCCGAUAUGAGAUGGCCCAGCUCAAUUAGUGAGGCAGGAAAAAUGGGGUGAGUUCCUCCUUCCUCUACCUUUUGUUCUACUCAGGCCCUCAACAGAUUGUAUGAUGCCUACCUACAUUGCAAAGAUCAAGGUAUUCUGAAAGUCCACUGAUAUAUAAGCUUAUUUCAUUCAGAAACAUCCUAACAGACAUACUCAGAAACAAUAUUUAAUCUGGGCAUCCUGAGGCCAGUCAAGUUGACACAAAGUCACCUAUCACAGAGCUCUUGCUGGUGGCAAUGUAUAAUGAUGCUUCUGUGGGGAAAAUGAUAAUUCCUCAAAAAAUUAAAACUAUCGAAUGGCCCACCAAGUCUGCUUCUGGGUAUACAUCCAAAAGAAUUGAGAGUAGGGUCUCAGACAGGUAUUUUACACCCAUAUUCAUAGCACCAUUAUUCACAGUAGCCAAAGAGUAGAAGCAAACCAAAUGCCCAUCAACAAAUGAAUGAAUUAACAAAAUGUGGUAUAUACUUAAAGUACAAUAUUAUUGAGCCUUAAAAAAGGAAAUUCUGACACAUGCAGCAACACAGAUGACCCUGGAAGACCUGCUAUGAAAUAAGCCAGUCAAAAAAGACAAAUAUUGUAUGAGUCUGUCCUUACGAAGUACCUAGAAUAGUCAAAUUCAGAGGCAGAAAGAAUGUUGUUUGCCAGGGCCUGGGGAGAGGAGGGAAUGGGGAAUUAAUGUUUAAAUGGGUUUCAGCUGGAGAAGAUGAUAAAGUUCCAGAAAUAGAUGGUGGUAUAGUUGAGCAAUCAUGUGAAUGUACUUAAAGCUGUGAAACUGUGCACUUAAAAAUGGUUAAUAAGGUGAAAUUUAUGUAUGUCUUACCAGAAUAAAAAAGUAGGACUGUCCUGACAUUUGGUAAAUGUUUUAUAGCUUAGUUGUUAGCAUUAUUGUGUUACUAUUAUGAAAAGAAUGAAUGGUAAGGCAAUGAACCUGGGAUGGUAGGUAGAGGCUAGAUCAUACAUAGAGGCUUGUACAGUUAAGGCAUUUGGACUUUAUCCUGAAGAUAAAAACAGAAUCAUACUAGGAUUCUAACUAUGAGAAUAAUCUGGUAAGAUUUGUUUUAGCACAGCAGCUAGUGGAAGAUGCUUUUUAAUGGGGCAAGACUGGGGAUAAGAGUUAGGAGACUUAGAAUAAUGUAAUAGAGAAAUUAUACAUCAGCUUAUCUGCUUAGGUGCUGCUCAGAGAUGGCCGAGACAGAGAGAAUAUGAUCUUAUUUUGGAAGAUUAAGUUGACAGAAUCUAGCCUUUAUCUUUAAAAAACAACGGCUCCUGAUCAUUAGGUAUUUUCUGUGUGAAAUAUGCUAUGCCCCCUCAUCUAGUUGGUUGUUCUUUUGUGGGUCUUCUUUGAUGUGCAGUGAUUUCAUAAUUAGAUACAUCAUAGUGUCAACGUCAGGAAAAGGUAAAAUUGCGGGAUUUGUUUUCCAGUGAUCAUUUUGUCAAUUCUAGAACUUGGAAGCUUUUCUGGCUUUGGAAGUAUACUGUAAUGAUGUCUUUAGGGUACUCUGAAGACAUCAUAAUGCUUUCCUUGCAACUUAAUGGAAAUAUAUAUAUUUUAUGUAUGUUUAUAAAAGUAGUGUAGAAAGUGGAGGAGAAGUUUAAAGAGGCAUCCUUUCUGAGCAAAACCUACUACCUACUUGGAAGUAGGAGAAAUAAAAGUAAAGCAAAAGAAAGCAGGAUGAAUUUCUCCUUCCUCUGAUUUCCAUGUCCAGGAGUGGGAAUUCAUGGAUGGAGAGCAGAGGCACAGGGAUUGUUAAACAUCUCUAGAUCUGUCUAUACAGACAAGGUUAUGUAUGCCAUGUCACCACCACCCUCCACCAGUAUCUUAAAAUUCCUAUCCAUUUCAUUCCUCUCAAAUACCUUUUUUUAAAAAUAAAAAAUGGAUCUAAUAAAAUCAUUCAUGUUAAGAUGUGUCAGGGAAUACAUGUUUGUUUUAGCAGAGGUAAUUUAUUUUAAAUGAGGUGAAAAAACUUACCAAAGUGAUGAAUAUCUAAAUAUAAUUUUUGCUAUUUAAUAGAGACUCAGUAAAAAGGAUGAUUAUGAUGAUAACAACUAUGUUAUUUCCACCAGUAGGUUAAAUUUUGAGUCAUUUCCAAAGAAUUAUGAACCAUCCUUUUGGCCAUUAGACAAAGCUUGAUUUUAUAAGUAGCCUAAAGUUGAAAGAUAAAAAUUCUAUGUGUGUGUGUACAUAUAUAUGCUAUUAAACUAUUCUGUGUAAUUUGUACUUCAUAACGAAAAAUGCUUCAGCAUUCAAAAAUAUUUACAGAAGAACUAAUUUUGGUUUUCUGAUUUAACAUAAUGCUAUUGUUUACUAGUUCUUAAAUCCUCCUUUAAUUUUUUUCUUCUGUACCUGUAGGUGUCUCCCUAAGGCCAGGAUUAUUCUAUUUCCCUGAAACAAUAUUUGAAAUGAUGCCCAUCCUAGAGACUCAUAGGUGCUGUAAACACUCAGAAAAAGCAUAUCUCUUUAACAGUCUGCUUAGAUGCACCUAAGGUCAUCUGCCAUGAUUGUGACCUGGAGUCAAUAAAAUUAAAUGUUAAUAAUUGUUCAUGAA
Molecule: messenger RNA, 5862 nt
Organism: Manis pentadactyla (Chinese pangolin)
Lineage: Eukaryota; Metazoa; Chordata; Mammalia; Pholidota; Manidae
Gene: MMUT
Product: methylmalonyl-CoA mutase
Exons: 13
Coding region: 198-2450 (750 amino acids)
Cellular component (GO): mitochondrion
Molecular function (GO): methylmalonyl-CoA mutase activity; cobalamin binding; metal ion binding
Source: RefSeq, a predicted model, not a curated record